This is a messenger RNA of Suhomyces tanzawaensis NRRL Y-17324, 2376 nucleotides long. RefSeq names its product ESCRT-0 subunit protein (gene VPS27). Gene Ontology annotation, cellular component: ESCRT-0 complex. Gene Ontology annotation, biological process: protein transport to vacuole involved in ubiquitin-dependent protein catabolic process via the multivesicular body sorting pathway; protein targeting to vacuole. The transcript is spliced from 2 exons. Bases 1 to 2376 code for a protein of 791 amino acids. NCBI's taxonomy places the organism in Eukaryota, Fungi, Ascomycota, Pichiomycetes, Serinales, Debaryomycetaceae. Gene Ontology annotation, molecular function: phosphatidylinositol-3-phosphate binding; ubiquitin binding; metal ion binding. The record is from RefSeq and is a predicted model, not a curated record.
AUGUCUUGGUUCAGCGGCAACUCCGUCUCCACAGUGGAGCUAGACAACAAGAUCUCGGAAGCCACGUCUGAGUCGAUUCCCAACGGCGAGAUCGAGCUCUCGGUGGCGUUAGAGAUCACCGACCUCAUCAGAUCCAAGAAGAUCCCUGCCAAACAAUGUAUGAGAUCGUUGAAGAAGCGGCUCACGUUGGUGCACGCCAACCCCAACUUGUUGACGUCGUCACUCAAGUUAGUGGACUUGUGUGUCAAGAACAGCGGCUACCACUUCUUGGUGGAGAUCGCGUCCAAAGAGUUCAUGGACUACGUGGUGGACGUGCUUCUCAAGAUCCACUACAAUGUGAAGGACUAUGGCAUCCGCAACAUCGAGUCCAAGUUGAACGUGGGCAACACCAUCUUGGCACUUAUACAGGAGUGGGCAAUCAUGUUCGAGAACCAGCUCCAGUUGAACUACGUCGACAAGUGCUACAAGCAGUUGGUCAACGACGGCUAUAAGUUUCCACAGCGAGAAGGCUCUCUGCACAUCAACAGCACGUUCAUCGACUCCGAGGCCCCUCCAGACUGGGUGGACAGCGACCUGUGCAUGAUCUGCUACACCCCGUUCUCCAUGAUCAACAGAAAGCACCAUUGUCGUGCCUGUGGCGGCGUUUUCUGCCAAACCCACUCCAACAACUACAUCCCAUUGGUGUCGUUAGGGAUCAAGGAGCCUGUCAGAGUGUGCGAUAAUUGCCAUGCAAAGUACAAGGGUAAGACUCCCAAGACUUCCGGCCACUCUGGCCACUCCAGGUCCAGAUCUCUCGCCCUGUCUGCAAAUCCAGACGACGAGGACGAAGAGUUGAAACGAGCUAUUGAGUUGAGUCUCAGAGAUUCGGGCGUCCAGGAGUUCAAGCCUCCCCAGGAACCCCCUCUGGCUCCACCACCCCAGGCACAGAGUGAGGACGACGACGAAGAAAUGAAAGCUGCAAUUGCAGCCAGCUUAAAGGAAUUUGAAAACCAAGAAAAAUUUAAUAAGCAGCAGUCACAGCCACAACAAGCAUCCGCCCCUGCUGCUGCACCUGCGGCUCCUCAGUCAGACUUCUAUUCUAACAUUCUUCCAUUUGAUGCUAACGAACAGUUUGGCGUGAACGACCAAGCCAACCAUUAUAACCAAUACAAUCCAAGCCAACCACAGGCAUAUUCACAACCUCCACAGCACCAGCAAUUGGCACCUCAAAGAACCCAAGUAGAAGAUUUGACUCAGCAGGAAGAAGGCCAAAUCAAUUUAUUUAUUACUUUGAUGAACACGGUCAAGAACGAUCCGAAAAAGAGAGCAAACAUCCUUUAUGACUCCAACAUAAGCGAAUUGCACACGCAAGUUAUCAGAUUAAAACCCAAGGUCAACAAGUCGUUGAGAGCAUCAAUUGAGAAGUACGAGACCUUCUUGGAAAUGAACAAUAAGAUCUCCACCAUUAUCAAGCUCUACGACCAGUACUUGGAAGAUAAGUUGAACAUGGCCUAUGGAAACCACCAUAUUUCCUCCCAGCCCACCGCUGAAGGGGCCCCUGGUCACUUCUUCUCUGAACCAUCUUAUCAGGAUAAGACCGGCCAACUUCCAAGUUACAAUGCCUACAAUGGAACCUCUGUUGCACAACAAGCAACUGGAGCCUCCAACGGCUAUCUUUCCCAUCAGCCCACAUCUGAAGGAGCACAUUUCUUCUCUGAAUCCUCUUACCAGAACAAUUCCGAGCUCCAGCCACAAGGUGCCUACUACGAUGACUAUGGCAGGGGAGGCUCGCUGGCUCCACAGCCUGCGCCAUCGCUGUAUGCCCAGGGGGGCCACCAACAACCUUCAGAGCCCAGCUUUGAUGACGACGAGGAAGAGGAGGACGAGGAAGAGGAGGAUAAGGAAUCACAAUACGCAUACCAGCAACCACCACCCACCACUUUCGGAACAAAUAACCGUACAAAUGCCAACUUGGCGUAUCCUGUUCUGUACGAUGGAGUUAAUUCGCAGCCACCUUUGCAGCCACCCCAACAGUCGCAACCAAGCUUUUAUCCACCAGCCAACUACUCGCCUGAAAUCACCGACAACGAGACAGAUAAUGAACGUUCAGACGCAUCUACAUUGACCCACCAGCAGCCACUGUCGUCGCUGGUCAGAAGACAAUCGUCGACUUUGCCUGCACAUGCGGUUGAGGACGCCACUGCCCGGUUUCCCACCAUAGAAACAGUGGAGAACGAUUAUGACAAGCAGCACCCAAACCGCACGGCAUCCAACCCUCCAUAUCCUGGAGCAUCAGAGCAGGACCUUGCUCAGUUGCCCAGCUUGCCUGAUUUUGGGCAGGGCGAGACUAGACCAGCAAAGUAUGUUGCCGAGCCCGAGCCAUUGAUUGAGCUUUGA